This is a messenger RNA of Lachancea thermotolerans CBS 6340, 3000 nucleotides long. RefSeq names its product Hbt1p (gene HBT1). The transcript is spliced from 2 exons. The record is from RefSeq and is a predicted model, not a curated record. The coding region runs from base 1 to 3000 and encodes 999 amino acids. NCBI's taxonomy places the organism in Eukaryota, Fungi, Ascomycota, Saccharomycetes, Saccharomycetales, Saccharomycetaceae.
AUGGUUAUGAUUCGAAACUCGCACAAGGACGAAAGCAGCACCACGCAGGACUACGAAUCCUCGAGGCAAAACGUUUCCGCGCAAGGAAACACGUCCACUACUGCCACAAGAGACACUUCUUCAGGCUCGUCUAACAACCCAUUCGCUCCCCAAAGAGCAGUGCGUGGCAUUAAGGCUUUUGAUGUCGGCUCCGAGCACAACAGCACUACUCAGGAGCACAGCAGUCAAACUCAAGAGUAUGGUUCGCACCAGAGCCAACACUCCCAGCGCCAAGCACCUGUGUCCAGCUCGUCUGGAGGUAAUGGUCAACCAAGUGAUGAUUCGAGUAGAGGUGCCCAACAGCCUCAUUUUCACCGUGCUGAUGCGCCAGUUGCUGGGGUUCCCGGAGUUCGCAACCAUCAAUCCGGGCCAUCUUUGGAAGAGUCCUCGCAUUCUCAGGGUCACGGAGGCUUCCUGUCGUCAACAGGCCACCAUGAAAGACACGAACAAGGUUCAACGCACCAGGCCAAAUCCCAGGAAAUCUAUGGCCACCAAAGCGGUGCACCUUCCACUAGCGCUCAAGGUAACGACGAUUCGUUAAGAGGCUUCCAGCACACGUCAGGCCACCAGCAUGGAACUGAGCAGGCAGUGCUUGGAACUGCGCCAGUCUCGCACUCUAAACAUACUACCGGGGUGACUUCCGGAGCUAAUCUUGAGCAGGAAACCGGAGCAAGAAACCCUCAACAAGGUCAUACAUCCAAUGAAUCGGCCGGGCAUGACACAAACCGCCCCUCUGACAACUCUUAUUCAAAGUCCACCGAGACCAGAGCGCCUCAGACAGGGCCCCGCACGACUGAGAAGGGAACAUCUUUUAGCACCACACUACCUAUCGGUGCACUUGGACAGGAAAGAUCGACAAGUUCCCCCACUAAUCCAACAGAGUCUUCUGACCAGCACAAGAGGGGUGUUUUCCGGCUGAAGAGCUCAAAGAGUGGGACCGAGACCAGUGGUAAAGAGAGCGAAGGGAGAAAGAACAGCGAGGGAAGGAAAAACAGCUUAAUUCAGGAAGCAAUUGGCCUCAAAAACAAAAUUAACGAACAACGUAAGCACCUUGGUAGAAAGAACUCGUCGGGCGAAUCAGGGCAGAAGACUUCUUCUACUGGAACUGCAAGUGGCGCCCCAGAACCCGGAAUUCGCCAUACUCAAGACCGAGACAGCAGCUUGUCAUCUUCCAACCGCGAACAUAAGCCUUCAAUUCCUGGCUCUUUUACUACAGAACCAGAGAGCGGAGGUCAAUCUUAUGGGACUCAAUUCUCCGGCACUACUGCAGCUGCCGGUGAAUCUAGGACCAGCGGGACAGCGGACACCUCUCGCCACCAAAGGCAAGGCUUGUCUGAACCACAGGAGAUUUCUGAAACUGAGGGUCGUCCUCACGCGCACACUCAAAAGCAGUCUUUGCCUGCCCACUAUAUUAGCGCCAACGAGGUCACAGGGCCAGGUGCUCAGAUUAUAGCGGCUCCAAGUGGUGGACAGAAGCAACAGCCUGGAAAUGAACAAGAACAGCUUUUGGGCAGUGAGCAACAUCGUUUGUUGAGCAGUCACCAAGACCGCCAAACGGGCGGUGAGCGCGGCCAACAUCUAGCUAGUGAGCACAGCCAACAUUUAGGCAGUGAGCACAACCGUCAGCUGGGUAGCGAACACGCUCAGCCCACCCACCACCACCAGAACUUAGGUACCGAGCACAAUCGCUCGUCGGGGAGAGAUACGAGCAGAGGCCAUGAAAUGGGAAAGGUGGAAUCAGGCUUAACAGGUAUUCCGGAGCGUUCCCAUGAUGUUGGCGCUGACGUUCCCCAAGGAGAGGGGCUCAAUUUGUCCCGCGACGAAAAGGCUGGAUAUGAGGAGUACAACCCCUCUGGAAAGGGCAGCAUGGACGCUGAGGCUAGACGCCGCUCUUCUCUUGCUGAAUCUAACGAUUCAUACAAUGAACGGAAUCGCACCAAGAGCAGAAGCAUGAGCCUUGGGACAGGCCCCACGGCAGGUGUUUCAAAGACGCAAUCUGACCAAUCUAACUCGCCAACAAGCCCAACUGAGGGCAACAAGGAGCCCUCCACGCUAACUGGUACGAUCAAGGAUGCUUGGGACGCCGUCACAGGCAAACGUCACACCAGCGAAUCUGAACCUCAGCAAAAGCAAGCGAAGGAAUCUACGGGCAAGCGGUCUUCCGAUGUUGAGAACGAGGGUUUCUCAAGCCGUCAAAAUGAAAACAACACUGGUAUUGGAGGAAAGCCUUUGACCAGAUCUGGAGGUGAAUACGCCACUGGCGUGGGAGAGUCGCACCUUACUCACGAAAGGCCUGAAAAGCCAUCAUCAGCCAUGAAGGGGUCACGGUCCACAAAGCCAGAGGGCGAAACUCAUGGAUAUUCGCAGCGUAAGAAUCAAGGAGAGUCCGCCAACAAGCACUUGGGCGACCUUGAAGGUAGAAAGACCAAAGAAAACCGGUCUUCCGGUUCUCAUCACGAUGAUGUCGACCCAAAGACUAGAUCGUCUGAGACAAGCCAUCCUCAAAUGGAGACAAGGUACGAGAGACACACCACCACCAGUCCUUCGCAAAGCCCACAAGAGGGUAUUCAACGUUAUGAGGAGGAGAACGUUUAUGCUAAGGAGGUGGUUAACAUGCCAAGUUUGGUUGAUCCUUCUCAACCCACAUAUGGAUCUGGCGACAGGAACAGGACAUCGACAAGCGAGACUACUUCUUACGUUACUCACGGCUCCCAGGGAAAGAGAAAUGUGUCUGUGGGAUCUGCGGGCGGCCAUGAGCAGAUGACAGAGCCUUCGCAAAUGCCCGUUGAGAAAAACGAACAUAGUUACGAGGAACGGAUUCCUCGCAGCGAGCGCGAGCGGUUCGAUAAGUUGAAGGAAGAACACAUUGAAAACCGCAACAAAAACGAGCCACACCUUCAGCCAGCAAAGGCUGCUGCCUCUGCUGCGUAUCCUCCAAAGACUCAACAAGGCGCAACUUGA